Molecule: messenger RNA, 1323 nt
Organism: Bradysia coprophila
Lineage: Eukaryota; Metazoa; Arthropoda; Insecta; Diptera; Sciaridae
Gene: RpLP0
Product: ribosomal protein LP0
Biological process (GO): cytoplasmic translation; ribosome biogenesis; ribosomal large subunit assembly
Cellular component (GO): cytosolic large ribosomal subunit
Molecular function (GO): large ribosomal subunit rRNA binding; structural constituent of ribosome
Source: RefSeq, a predicted model, not a curated record
GUGUUUCACCUGAAUCGCACACCCCUAUUGGAGACAUUCACACCAUAAAACUACAGUAACUCUCCAAAAUCGUUCAUUUCAAGUUAAAGUCCGUGACGACUUCGAGUAACAUUUUUUUUGCUUUGUUCCUAAAUACUUAACCACGCAUUCACGAUGGUCAGGGAGAACAAAGCAGCCUGGAAAGCUAGCUACUUUGUCAAAGUAGUGCAACUCUUCGACGAAUAUCCAAAAUGCUUUAUUGUCGGUGCUGACAAUGUUGGCUCCAAGCAAAUGCAAACGAUUCGUUCAUCGUUGCGUGGCACCGGUAUUGUUCUGAUGGGCAAGAACACCAUGAUCCGAAAAGCUAUCCGCGGUCAUUUGGAAAACAACGCCUCAUUGGAAAAGUUGUUGCCGCACAUCAAGGGGAACGUUGGUUUCGUGUUCACCAAGGGAGAUUUGAACGAUAUCCGUGAGAAAUUGACCGAAUCGAAAGUUCGUGCUCCAGCUCGUGCCGGUGCUAUUGCCCCAUUGCCAGUUAUCAUUCCGGCUCAAAACACCGGUCUUGGUCCAGAGAAAACUUCUUUCUUCCAAGCUCUGUCGAUUCCAACCAAGAUUUCCAAGGGAACAAUUGAAAUCAUCAACGAUGUACCGAUCUUGAAGCCCGGUGACAAAGUUGGCGCUUCCGAAGCCACUCUUCUCAACAUGUUGAACAUCUCUCCAUUCUCGUACGGUCUACAAAUCGAGCAGGUCUACGAUUCCGGUUCAAUCUUCUCGCCAGACAUUUUGGACAUCAAACCAGAAGACUUACGUGCUAAGUUCCAAGCUGGUGUAGCGAAUUUGGCCGCUGUUUGUUUGGAAGUUGGAUACCCAACCAUUGCUUCCGUGCCACACAGCAUUGCCAACGGUUUCCGCAAUCUUUUGGCUAUUGCUGCCACAACCGAUGUUGAAUUCAAAGAAGCAACCACCAUCAAGGAAUACAUUAAAGAUCCCAGCAAAUUCGCUGCUGCUGCUCCAGUUGCCGCUGCCGCUGCUGCACCAGCUGCUGCUGCACCCAAGAAGGAAGAGAAAAAGGAGGAAUCGGAGAGCGAAGACGAUGAUAUGGGCUUCGGUCUGUUCGAUUAGAAAAUCCUUGCGUGGCAUUUGGUUUGGUGUAAAUUGUCGUGGAAUUUUGGAUGAUAAAUACUCGCCCGUGUCUUCACGGUACACAAUGGCGAUUUAUUUGAUUUGGAAUUUCGUACGAUAAUUUGCUCUGAUGCCUUGUUGUCCAUUUGAGCCGAACAUUUUUGUCAAAAUCGAUAAUUUCGUCGUUUAAUAAAGCACAAUGUUCAGCAAGAUUAAAAAUUC